Polyodon spathula (Mississippi paddlefish) is the source of this 2269-nucleotide messenger RNA. RefSeq names its product butyrobetaine (gamma), 2-oxoglutarate dioxygenase (gamma-butyrobetaine hydroxylase) 1 (gene bbox1). The transcript is spliced from 9 exons. The record is from RefSeq and is a predicted model, not a curated record. NCBI's taxonomy places the organism in Eukaryota, Metazoa, Chordata, Actinopteri, Acipenseriformes, Polyodontidae. Gene Ontology annotation, molecular function: iron ion binding; gamma-butyrobetaine dioxygenase activity. The coding region runs from base 185 to 1513 and encodes 442 amino acids. Gene Ontology annotation, biological process: carnitine biosynthetic process. Gene Ontology annotation, cellular component: mitochondrion.
GACCUUUCACCUAGAUGCGAAAGCUCGUCUGCUGUACAUCUGUUUGUGUGUCAAAUGCUGAUUCAAAUCCACAUAAACUACAGAAGUUCCAAUUUAUUGCAGAGAGAAGAGUCAAAUAUCACAUGGGCGAUUAACCACUCUGUGCAGAACGUGCCUCGUUACCUAUGGAAAAGACUGAUGAACAAUGAGGACCUCACUUGGUAGAUGCCUAUCGAGAAUCACUGUGCAUCCAGAAGGGCCGCAGGCUCUGCAGAGAGCCGUGAAGGACAGGGGCUUCUUCCCUCUGCAGACCUGGCCUGUUUCGCACCACUGCCAGUGGAUGGGCACAGCCCCUAGGAUGGAUGGAGUGACCCCUGCCAUCCGCCAGGUCCAGGCUCUGGACGCAGAGCGCUACGUUAGCGUGCGGUGGGAGGACGGCACCCGGAGCCUGUAUCCGUUCGUGUGGCUUCGGGAUAACUGCCAGUGUGCGCACUGCUUCCUUCACUCAGCCAAGGCUCGCAAGCUUCUCCUGGCAGACCUGGAUGUAACCACAGCGGUGGAAAGAGUGGAGCUCAGGGAACCCACAAAGGUAAGCGUGGUUUGGCCGGACCAGCACACCAGUGACUUUGAUGCAGAAUGGUUAAAGAAAAGGUGCUUUUCCCAGUCAGCCAGACAGAAGAGGCAGGAAGAGCUUUUCCUCAAUGCUCGACAUUGCUGGGGCUCGGGACUACGAAUCCCCACUGCCAGCUUCGAGCAGGUCCUGAGGGAGGAUGAGGCUGCAGUCGCCUGGCUCCACACCCUGAGGAGAGUCGGGAUCGUGCUUCUGAAAGGAGCGCCGACGGAGCAGGGGCAGGUGACCAGGCUCAGCAAGAGGAUUGGCUACCAUCGGCUGACUUUUUACGGGCACACCUGGCAAGUGCAGGACAAAGCACUUGCCAACAACGUGGCAUACACCUCAGAGAAGCUGAGCCUUCACUCUGACUACCCCGCCCUGCACAAUCCACCUGGGGUCCAGUUUUUGCACUGCAUCAAGCAGGCUGCUGACGGGGGUGAGAGUGAGAUUGUGGACGGCUUCCACAUGGCCAACCAGCUGAGGAAGGAGAACCCUGAAGCCUUUCGACUCCUCUCCUCCCUGAGAGUGGACUUCACUGACACUGGGGCUGACUACUGUGACUUCCAAGUGCAGUCCAAGCACACAAUCAUUGAUGUAGACUGCAAUGGCCAGGUGGUGAGGAUUAACUACAACAAUGCAACCCGGGACUCCACACUGGACUUGCCUCUCGAACAGGUCCAGCCCUUCUACUCGGCUCUCAGAGCCUACGUGGAUCUCAUGAGCAGGCCGGAGAACAUGGUCACUUACAGAAUGGAGCCAGGUGACGUGGUGACGUUCGAUAACUGGCGCCUGCUUCACGGACGCCGGAGUUACAACUCUGUCUCUGGCCAUGCCCGGCACCUGGAGGGGGCGUACCUCGACUGGGACGAGGUGAUGUCCAGACUUCGGGUCCUGAGGACAGCCUUAAACAGAGAGGCUUAAACCAGUCAUCAGAGCGGGGCUUUACGGUGUUCCAAGGAAGAUAACUGACCUCCUCAAUGUAGUUUAAUAAGAUACACCUGAGCUUGUUAUCUGUAUACCGUGGCUAAUCAAGUUCAUAGUAAAACCUGGAGUGGGUGAAACUGCUAUGCAAUAAGAGUUCCACCCUCGAAGUUCAAAGUACAGUAGGUUUGCUAAGGUACGAAUGUGUUAGCAUAGGGUUCCAAUGUACCACUUAAAGAGCAGCUUGGUUCUAGCUAUGGGUGUGAAAUAUCAAAGUUAUCUUAACUGGUGUGUCGCAUCUUUUUCUUGUUUCCAUUCAUUCGGUGUUCGUUAUCUGUUUCAGUCAUCACAUCCUGGUGACCUUUUAAACCUUUUUUUUCUCUUGCAGUAAGAAAUAAGUUUGAUAAGGAUGUCAGGUGAUGGCCAGGGGUGCUGGAACGAGAGGUGCUGGGGGUGCGGUAGCACCCCUUGGCUUUGCAUGGCUUCCAUCAUAUACAGGGGUGUCAGUUCAAUGGCUUCAGUGGCUUUCAGCACCUCCACUAUAAAAAUUGUUCCUGCUCCACUGGUGAUGGCUGUCCCUCGAAUGAGGUAUUAUCUGACAUGGAGGUUUCUCUUCAUGCAACUGGUAGAAAACAAGGCCCAUCUGAUUUACAAAGCAACCAGGAAGUGAUGACCUGAAACAGGAAAUUACGUAAAGUGCAUCCGAACAACAAAACAUAUAUAUAUAUAUAUAUAUAUAUAUAUAUAUAUAUAUAU